CGAUUAUUCACACGUGCGGUAAACGUUCGGACUUGCUGAAUGCAACAGUUCUGAGCAAGUGUGUAGCAUUACGAACUAUUUACUAACCUUGAAAAAUAUCUACUUUUGUUGUCCCUUCAAACCCAACUGAGAGACCGUAGUCCUCCGUGAAGCAUUUCGCCGAGAGGGACAUAUAUUAGAGAAAAACAAUCUACCAUGUCUGAACCUCAAGUGAACCCAAAGGCCUACCCACUGGCCGACGCCACGCUGACCAAAACCAUCCUGGACCUGGUGCAGCAAGCCUCGAACUACAAACAGUUGAGGAAGGGGGCUAAUGAAGCCACUAAAACCCUGAACAGAGGCAUUGCAGAGUUUAUUGUGAUGGCUGCUGAUGCUGAACCACUGGAGAUCAUCCUCCAUCUGCCAUUGCUUUGUGAAGACAAGAACGUCCCAUAUGUGUUUGUCCGGUCCAAGCAGGCCCUGGGCCGGGCUUGUGGGGUGUCUCGCCCCGUCAUUGCUACCUCGGUCACCAUAAAGGAGGGCUCUCAGCUCAAACCACAGAUUCAGUCUGUUCAGAUGGCCAUUGAAAGACUUCUUGUGUGACUUUUGUUUGUUGCACUGUUGUGAUACUGUCUCCUUGGAAAAAGGGGAAAACAAAUUCCAGAGGAAGUGACCCCAUCUUUCAUUUAAAAAAAGUUGCGCAUGACAAAGAAUGAUAUUGUUUUUUAUGUUGAGUUUUUACCACUAGUGUAUCAGUUUGCAUUUGAAUCAUUUGAUUUGCAAUAAAAGCUUUUU
This is a messenger RNA of Sphaeramia orbicularis (orbiculate cardinalfish), 774 nucleotides long. RefSeq names its product NHP2-like protein 1. Gene Ontology annotation, biological process: ribosome biogenesis. Bases 196 to 582 code for a protein of 128 amino acids. The record is from RefSeq and is a predicted model, not a curated record. Lineage: Eukaryota; Metazoa; Chordata; Actinopteri; Kurtiformes; Apogonidae. Gene Ontology annotation, molecular function: RNA binding. Gene Ontology annotation, cellular component: nucleolus; ribonucleoprotein complex. The transcript has 3 exons.